This is a messenger RNA of Oryza sativa Japonica Group (Japanese rice), 846 nucleotides long. NCBI's taxonomy places the organism in Eukaryota, Viridiplantae, Streptophyta, Magnoliopsida, Poales, Poaceae. The record is from RefSeq and is a predicted model, not a curated record.
GCAAACACAUAACGAUCAUUACAUUUGAUGCUUCUCUUGGAGAAAUGCAACCAGCUGCUGCAAUCUCUUGCUACAUCAGCUGCCUUGAGGCAGCAGCAGCAGCCGUUAGCUUCUCUUCUCCCAGCAUGCGACGACGACAACGACGACUAACGACACCAGCUGCUCUUCUCCCUUUCUCUACUGCUCCUGACAAGUAUGGGCUGCCUCGACAUCGAUUUGCCCCAAUCUCUGCUGCCAUAAACUUUUCCCCGGAUGCUCUGGUGCAUCCCGCUCGCGAAAGCGAAAGGCAGAAGGAGAAGGCCGGAAGAAACAUGGGAGGACAGGAGAUGAUCGUGGAGGCGGGAGACAGCGUCACGCUGCAAUUCCCGGUCACGGAGAUUGUUGGCGGCGACGAAUCUAAGGUGAACAACGCCAUCGAGGUUGCGAUCGAUCAUGGCGACGUGCUCACCAUCUCGCUGAGGGAUCGUGAGCAGCAGAAGAAGCAACAGCCGAGCCUUCUCGAUGUGCGCCUCUUGAUGACACCGGGCUAUGAUGAGAAGAAGGUGGAGUGGCGGUCCAAGAAGGUCGAUGACAAAGUGUGGUUAGAGGUGACCAUCAAGAAGAAGGCUCCUACGGAAGAUGGAACGAGGAUUGUUGACAUCAGCGCCAUCGAAGAGAAUUAGAGAAACCUCAUAAACAUAUAUUAUUAGUGCUUUUGUUCGUGCCAAAAAAACAAUUCUUUACUCUUCAGUCACCGACUCACUAGAUGAGAUGUGUAGCCCUUACAAAUCAUCCAUGCAACUGCGCAGCUAGCUAAUAUAAAAUGUCAAUACGUUAUUGGGAGUAAUUUCUUUUUUCACGUGUUCA